Mesorhabditis spiculigera is the source of this 480-nucleotide messenger RNA. NCBI's taxonomy places the organism in Eukaryota, Metazoa, Nematoda, Chromadorea, Rhabditida, Rhabditidae. The record is from the annotation of a GenBank genome assembly.
AUGCGCGCCCUAGAGGACUUCUACGAGAAGAACCAUCCCGAGUUCGUCUCCCUGCGUACGAAGUGCAAGGAGAUCCUUCAGGAAGAAGAGGAUCUCUCCGAAAUCGUGCAGCUCGUCGGUAAGGCCUCGCUGGCCGAGUCGGACAAGAUCACGCUUGAGGUCGCCAAGAUCAUCAAGGACGACUUCUUGCAGCAGAACGGUUACACCCCGUACGAUCGCUUCUGCCCCUUCUACAAGACCGUCGGCAUGCUGAAGAACAUGAUCUCCUUCUACGACCUGGCCCGCCACUCGGUCGAGUCGACGGCCCAGUCGGAGAACAAGGUGACCUGGGCGACGAUCAGGGACCACAUGGGAGACCUCAUCUACCAGCUCUCCGCCAUGAAGUUCAAGGACCCGCAAAAGGACGGUGAGGCGAAGAUCAAGAAGGACUACGACGACCUGCUCGAGGCCAUGCAAAACUCGUUCCGAAACCUCGAGGAC